Heterostelium album PN500 is the source of this 1782-nucleotide messenger RNA. RefSeq lists its product as uncharacterized. The transcript has 7 exons. Bases 1 to 1782 code for a protein of 593 amino acids. NCBI's taxonomy places the organism in Eukaryota, Evosea, Eumycetozoa, Acytosteliales, Acytosteliaceae. The record is from RefSeq and is a predicted model, not a curated record.
AUGAUUAAUAUUCCUCAAGAUGAAUUAGUUAUGACUAAAAGCAAAGGUACAAAGACAACCAACAGCAACAACCACAUUCCAAAACAAAAGAAGAUCAAAGAGAAAGAAGAGUUUAUAAAUGAUAAUAGAUCAAUUAGCAAAACAAAAAGUAAAAGCAGCAGCAACAACAACACCUACAAUAGUAGCUCAAUAAAUAAACAAAAGGAAAGUUCUUCUUCCUCUUCUUCUCCGACUUCCACUAGAAGUGGUACUAAAAAGGGUAGAAAGAGUGGUCGUGGUAAAAAAAGUGGUAAAGAUAAAGGGAAUAACGACUACGACCUAGAUAGUGUCUCACUGGUUGGCGAAGAACUUUUGGAGUCUGACAACUCUGUUUUGUAUAACGAAGUUUUGAUUGUGGACGAUGAUUGUAUCAUCGUUGGUGACACUGAAGAGGAUUGCAAUACCGCAGUGUCUGACAGUCAGAAGAGCUACAUCCCAUUCAUUAAAAUGGAAAUGAAUGAUGAUAAUAACGACAAAGACAAAGAUGAUGACGACGACGACGAUGAUAUCACCAACGCUGAAUUAUACACACAACCCCUAAAGAAACAGAAAUUGGAAAAUAACACAAAUAAGGAGAUAGUUAAUAAUAAAAACAAUAGUUAUGGAAGCAAAGAUAGAAAGGAGAAAGAUAAUAAGAGUAAAAGUAAUGCAAAUAAUAAUAAAAGUAGUGAUAAUGAUAAUUACAAUAGUAGUAAUGAUAAUGAUAGUGAUAGUAGCAGUAAUGACAGUAGUGACAAUAGUAAUAGUGAUGAUAAUAAUGAUAAUAACAAUAAUAAUUUUAAUAAGGAUAAAAAUGAUAAAACGAAUGAUAAGAAUGACAAUAAUGAUAAAAAUAGUCAAAAUAAAUAUAAAGAGAUGAAAGUAGAUCAAGUUAAAGAGGAAGAAGUUGAAGAAAAAGAAUAUGUAGAUAAGGAUUAUGAAGAUGAUGAUGACUAUGAAGAUGAUGUAAUUGAUGCAAGAUUAUUGGAUGCAGAAGUAUUGUAUAAUAGUGAUGAGGAUAAGAUUCCAAAUGAUGCGGAAUACGAUGAGGACACAGAUUAUCUAAACAUGAGCAAUGCAAAUGAUGAUCAUCAUUCUCAGUCGGAAACAGAUGAAUAUUAUGAGAGAGUCAAGGCAGAGAUACCCGAAUACCUUGGCCCCUUAGUAACAUCUUCUGCGCACAACCAAGAAUCUAAUGAAUUUUUUAUACAAAGGGAUCAAUUAGUUUUCGAUCCUUAUAAAUUAGAGCAAUCGGAAAUUGAAAGAUUUCUAAGUGAAGCGAGGAAGAUCUUCACAAAGACAUCUGAGGAAAUCAAAUGGAUUGGAAUCACCGACCAAAACGUUACUGUAAAUAGAAUACCGGAUGAAUCUUUGUUGAAGAUUCUCCACGAUUAUAACUAUUCGGUCGAUGAUGCACUUGCAUCGAUAGACUUUACCACCUAUCAGAAUACCACUCCUUGUCUUAUUGACCAUCUGAACCAAACUUGGAGUACAAAAGACAAAGAGAUAUUUAAAAAUAAUUUUAGAAGUACCGGUACCAUCGAUUUAAAUAGGUUACAUUUAAGUUUGGUCAACAAAUCUAGAUCGGACGUAUUGGAGUACUAUUACCACUGGAAAACCACACAGGAGUAUAGAUCGAUCAAGAGAAAGAUUAUAUCAAACACAUACAGAUACGAGAGAGACUUGCUCAAUAUCUAUAAAAAGAAAAAUCAAUCAGUUACAACAACAUUCUCGAUUUUCACAGAAUUAGAUUCUGGAAAUUAA